Molecule: messenger RNA, 1677 nt
Organism: Engraulis encrasicolus (European anchovy)
Lineage: Eukaryota; Metazoa; Chordata; Actinopteri; Clupeiformes; Engraulidae
Gene: slc22a5
Product: solute carrier family 22 member 5
Exons: 10
Coding region: 1-1677 (558 amino acids)
Biological process (GO): quaternary ammonium group transport; transmembrane transport
Cellular component (GO): membrane
Molecular function (GO): quaternary ammonium group transmembrane transporter activity
Source: RefSeq, a predicted model, not a curated record
AUGGGGGACUAUGACGACGACACAGCCUUCUUGGGCCAGAGAGGCCGCUUCUUCAUCCUCACCUUCCUCCUCCUCAACGGCCUCUGCGUCUCCACGGGCUGGUCGGGGCUCUACUUCGUCUUUGUGGGGGCCACGCCGCCCCACCACUGCAGCGUUCCCGAUGACGUGAACCUGACCGAGGCAUGGAAGGUAGCCAUCAUCCCCAUAGAGGUGGUGGACGGGCAGGAGGAGAGGAGCAUGUGCCACAGGUACAGGCUGGACGUGGUGCGGAACUACUCGGACCAGGGGCUGGAGCCGGGGUAUGUUCUCAACGUCACGAGCAUCGAGCAGGAGAGCUGUGUGGACGGAUGGACCUACAGCAAGGACAUCUUCCAGUCCACCAUUGUUACUGAGUGGGAUAUGGUUUGUGAUAACCAAUGGAAAACCCCCAUGGCCUCCUCCAUGUUGUUCAUUGGCUUUAUGAUCGGAUCCCUUAUCUCUGGUACAAUAUCAGACAGGUUUGGGAGGAAGAAGGUGGUGUUUGGGGCGAUGGCGCUGCAGGUUAUUAGUAUCCUGGCUCAGUCCUUCUCCCCGUCCUGGCUGGUCUUCUGCCUCAUCUACCUGGUGGUGGGCGGCUCACAAGUCUCGCUUUUCAUCACCACGUUUGUCUUGGGCACGGAGUUGUUGAGUAAGUCGUUGCGCGUGUUCUACACCACUCUGGGAGUCUUCCUCCACUACUGCAUUGGCUACAUGAUGCUGCCCGGCUUCGCCUACGCCAUGAGGGACUGGAGGCCUCUACUGCAGAUCAUCUCUGGCAUCAUGGUCAUCUACAUACCCUUCUGGUGGUUUAUCCCUGAGUCUCCGCGGUGGCUGCUGUCCCGGGGGAGGGUGGAGGAGGCUGAGGAGAUUGUGCGCUUCAUUGCACGGAAAAACAAUGUCCCUGCCCCAAACGUCAUUUUCAAAGAGGAAAAGGUUGAACAAGAUCCAACUGCUGACGUGAAGACUUAUACUUUGUGGGACCUCUUGAGCAAUGGCAAAGUGAGGUCCAUUUCCUUUAUGUGCCUGAUGUUGUGGCUGGCCACGAACAUGGGCUACUAUGGGCUGUCUCUGAACACAUCCAACCUGAGUGGCGAUCCGUACCUCAACUGCUUCCUGUCGGCUCUUGCAGAGGUGCCUGGCUACAUCGUCUCCACUGUCCUCCUGAAGAAAUGUCCCAGGAGACCUCUCCUCAUGACCUACCUCGUCAUGGGGGGAGGCUUCCUCCUACUGAUCCCACUCAUUCCCGAGAACCUGCGCUGGCUGGCCAUCGCUCUGGAGAUGAUUGGCAAGUUUGGCUUCACCAUGGCCUUCACUGUGGUGUAUGCCUACACUGCCGAGAUGUACCCCACCGUGCUGAGGAACGUGGGCAUGGGCCUGUGCUCCUCGGCGGCACGCGUCGGCAGCAUCACCGCACCGUACAUCAUUAACCUGGGCAUCAUUAACCCCUUCCUGCCCUACAUCCUGAUUGGGAGUUUGACGCUGGGCUCUUCGCUGGUCAACAUCUUCCUACCUGAGACGUUUGGCAGAGAGCUGCCCGAGACCGUGGAACAGAUGCAGAGAUGCAGGGGGCCCUGCUGCACACAUGCGGAGAUGACAGAAGAAGGCCUGGAAGCCGGAGAGCUACACAAGUCGACGGUUCUGAACGAGGCUAAAUUCUAA